AAAUAGGAAAACAGGCUCCUAGGCAUGGUUGGAACGAACCCUAGUUUUAUCUCCGCAGCAGCAAACUAAUUUGUGUUGCGUCCCAUGAGCAACCAGUUAAAUGAAACAAAGGAAGAACCCUUCUGUGCUUAAUCAUGUAUUGCUGAAUUGUUCUUCUCAGGCCAAAGAAUACGGGAGAUGCAUUGCUGGAAAGGUUCCCGAGAUCGAACAGGGCAUGUGCUCAAAAGAAUUUCAGGCACUUAAAGCAUGCAUACAGAACAUGAUUAAAAAGAAGGCUUAAGGAAAUCCUCUGUUUUUGGUCUCUUAUUCUACCCUGGAGAACUUUUAUUCAUAGUUGUAAAUUUUUUUGUUUGCAUUUCCUUUGCUGAAACGGCAUCCACACUGAGUACUUCUGCAGAAAUCCAUUAACGUGCGACAAUCAUGUUUGGAAGUUCAUCUAGAGAUCCAUCCAGUGCAGUUUUAUGUGGUUCAGGGGCUCUAUCUCAUGUUUAUAUCCAGCACCCACCUUUGAGAUGCAACAUCCCUGAGACACAUGGACUUUUUUAUGAUGAUGGUAAUAAGCUACUUCUUUCGCCAACAUCAGAUCAGGUAUUGUCAUGGAAAACUGCUCAAUGUGACCAGUAUGAUCCACCCAAUUCUGAUUCAAUAAGCGAGGGACCUGUGCUGUCUAUUCGGUACUCUCUCGACAAAAAAGUUAUAUGCAUUCAACGGUCAAAUCAAGAGAUUCAGUUUAAAAAUAAAGAAACUGGCAAAUCCUUCAGCUGGAGGUGCAAGUCAGGUUCUGAAAGUAUACUUGGUUUUUUCUGGACAGACUGCCCAUCUUGUGACAUCAUAUUCAUAAAGACGAGUGGUAUAGAAUCUCUUUUGUAUGAUGCUGAGUUGAAUACCCUCCGAUUAGUGGAAGCAAAACGUUUCAAUGUGAGCUGGUAUGUCUACACACAUGAAAGUCGGAUGGUUCUUCUAGCCUCUGGAAUGCAAUGCACAACUUUCUAUGGAUUCCAGUUUUCAUCUGGAGGAAUCAUCCGAUUACCCAAAUUUGAGAUGACUAUGGUUAGAACUGAGGCAAACCAGAAACCUGUUCUUGCUGUUGAAGAUGUUCAUAUUGCUACCAUCUAUGGGAGGAUUUACUGCUUGCAACAUGAUAGGGCUGGGAUGAUACUAAACUUAUAUAGGUUUUACCGUGAUGCUGUUGUGCAUCAGGGAACUCUUCCUACUUAUUCAAACAGAAUUGCUGUCAGUGUGGUAGAUAAUGUACUUCUUGUUCAUCAAGUUGAUUCAAAAGUUGUUAUAAUCUAUGACUUGUUUUUGGACUCCCUGGCCCCAGUAUCUGCUCCAUUGCCCCUUCUUUUAAGAGGCGCUUCUGUUAAUGGAAAGCAGGCAGCGCAAGUGGGGGAUAACAUUGCUAUGUCAUAUGGUGCAAUGAUAUAUGCAGAUAAAUGGUCUUUUCUUGUUCCAGAUCUUAUUUGUGAUCUUGACCAUGGACUAUUAUGGAAGAUUUACCUGGAUUUAGAGGCUAUAGCUGCCAGCUCUUCAGACAUACCUUAUCUUUUAGAAUUCCUUCAACGUAGAAAGUCUGAUACAAGCAAAAGUAAGUUAUUAUGCCUGGCAAUUAUGCGGUCAAUUAUUCUUGAAAGAAGGCCUGUUUCUAUCAUAUCAAGUGCAAUUGAUGUGCUUGUAGCUGCUUACUCUCACGUAGUAAAAGCAGGAAGUGCUUUGCAUGGUGGAGAUAGAAGGGCAUCAGAAACAUUUCCAGAUUCAUCCACCCAGCAAACUGAAAACCCUGGGUCAUUAUUUGUGGACUCCGUGGGUGGAACAAAGAAUAAUGAAAAUUUUGUCAAGCAGGAAUCUUCAAGCAGAGCAGAGAGCAAGAGUCAACAACCUGCAUGUACAAAUGUAAAGAAUGAACACUUCAAUGAUGCUGCAGUAUCUGCCGCACCCGGUGUCCCAGCUUGCUCUGUUUCCAGUUCUGAUGCUGAUACAGACUUGGAAUCAAGGAACCAUUCAACUCAGCACCCUGAGAUGUCCUUGUCUGGUGAUAGCAGUGCUAAAGAAACUAGAACUUUAAUGCAACCUGGACGUGGGGCUGAAACACCUGUUGUGAAAGGGGAAGAAUCAUCAAUACAUGCUGAGGCAUUUGAAAAUAGAAUCAGUUCGAUUGAAUCUGGCAUUUCUAGUAAUCAAGGUGCACAGCUUUCCACUGCUGCAAUUUCACCAGAUGAAAUGUACAAUUUUGUCUUUGCCAUUGUUGAGGAUGAAAUGGGUGGAGAUCCAGCAUAUUUGGUUGCUAUUAUUGUUGAGUUUUUGCGAAGUGUAUUUAAGGAAAAAAUGAAGGUUCAUCCAAAACUAUAUGUUAUGACAAUCCAGUUACUGGUACGCAGCAAUCGUUAUGCUGAAGUUGGAUUAUUGGUGAUAAACAAGGUUUUGGAGCCCUCCAAAGAAGUUGCUUUGCAAUUAUUAGAUUCAGGUCGCCAGAAUUUACAAUUACGGAAGUUGGGGAUGGAUAUGCUUAGACAAUUGUCGCUGCAUCAUGAUUAUGUGAAUCUUCUACUGCAAUAUGGAUACUAUCUUGAAGCUCUGCGGUAUGCCAGACGAAAUAAGGUUAUUACCGUUAGUCCAUCUUUGUUUCUGGAAGCAGCUCUUGCUACCAAUGACUCUCAACAACUAGCAGCAGUUGUGAGGUUCUUCUCAGAUUUCACCCCUGGUUUCAAGAGCACUGCUGAGCAUAGCAGGUUUCUUGGAAUUUUAACUGAAAUGAGUUAAAUUGAUAGCUGAAAUCAUCCUCAAUGUCUUUAAACGGAGAGAUUAUUCUGUGCGGACGCUGAAAGCAAUUCACCGUCUGGAGACCAACUAGAAUGUGCCACGUCAGCGGUACCGAGCAUUAUUGAGUUAGGUACCGAUCAAGGGGCAAUAUGGCGCAUUCUGAUUAGUCUCCGGACGACGUUCGGCGUCUGCAUAGAAUAAUUUCACCUUUAAAUGAGGGGAAAUGAAACAAUUUGAAAUGCUGAUAGCUCUCCUGUAUAUGGAGUUAGCAUAGCUUUCUAGAACCAAAAAAAUAAAAAAACCAAAAAUAUUCUGGAGUUGAAUGAACUUGGGAUACAUUGAUAUGGUAAUCUUCCUAAUUUUUUCUGUAAGAUAUAAAUAUAUGAGUAUAUACAGAGAUCUUGUGCAGGUGAACUGUGGGGAUUAAAUGGAAAUCUCAAAAAAUGUUUCUGGAAGAAAAUAGGACUAUUUUAGGACAAUGGUAUGUUUACAAGGUCUUUUACAAACUAGAAUCCCAGUUUUUGGGAUCUGUAAUUAUCACCAGUGAUUGAUAUUUGGCUUA
Messenger RNA from Dendrobium catenatum, 3322 nucleotides. Its product is annotated as regulator of MON1-CCZ1 complex. Bases 421 to 2760 code for a protein of 779 amino acids. Gene Ontology annotation, biological process: regulation of autophagy. Lineage: Eukaryota; Viridiplantae; Streptophyta; Magnoliopsida; Asparagales; Orchidaceae. Gene Ontology annotation, cellular component: Mon1-Ccz1 complex; lysosomal membrane; late endosome membrane. The transcript has 15 exons. The record is from RefSeq and is a predicted model, not a curated record.